Messenger RNA from Dovyalis caffra, 1839 nucleotides. Lineage: Eukaryota; Viridiplantae; Streptophyta; Magnoliopsida; Malpighiales; Salicaceae. The record is from the annotation of a GenBank genome assembly.
AUGGAAAGUUCAAGGGGCAGGAGAGUUGAGAAAAGAGGUUAUGAGCAGAGUGUUGAUGAUGAAGCUGACAACAUGCCUGAAUCAAAAAAGGCAAAAUUGCCUGCUUUAGCAAGUGUAAUUGUAGAAGCCUUGAAGGUGGAUAGUUUGCAAAGACUUUGCUCAUCUUUGGAGCCUUUGUUUCGAAAGAUUGUCAGUGAAGAAGUGGAACGUGCUUUGACAAGGUUAGGCCCUGCUAAAUUGGCUGGAAGGUCGUCACCACCAAAACUUCCAGGCCCAGAAGAAAACAGUCUACAACUUCAUUUCAGAACAAUAAUGCCUCCCCACCUGUUCACAGGAGGGAAAGUUGAGGGGGAGCAAGGGGCAGCUAUCCAUGUUGUCCUGUUAGAUGCAAGCACUGGAACUGCCAUGCAAACUGGACCAGAAUCAGCAGCUAAACUGAAUGUUGUGGUUCUUGAAGGUGACUUCAAUGAGGAAGCUGAUGAAGAUUGGACAAUAGAGCAUUUUGAAAGCCACGAAGUAAAGGAGCGUGAAGGUAAAAGGCCACUACUGACUGGGGACCUGCAGGUCACUCUCAAGGAUGGGGUAGGAACUCUUGGCGAUCUUACUUUUACCGACAAUUCUAGCUGGAUAAGGAGCAGAAAGUUCAGGCUUGGUGUCAAGGUUGCUCCCGGAUAUUGUGACGGGAUUCGUGUUCGUGAGGCUAAGACGGAGGCAUUUGCUGUUAAAGAUCACCGAGGAGAAUUAUACAAGAAACAUUAUCCGCCAGCUUUACACGAUGAAGUUUGGAGAUUGGACAGAAUAGCAAAGGACGGAGCACUGCACAAAAAAUUGGUGAAGGCUGAUAUUACAACAGUUGAAGAUUUUCUCCGUGUUCUCGUUAGGGAUCCAAAGAAAUUAAGAAAUAUCCUUGGAAGUGGAAUGUCAAAUAGGAUGUGGGAGAAUACAGUUGAGCAUGCAAAGACUUGUGUCUUAGGAAGAAAGCUUUACGUUUACUAUGCUGAUGGUAAUCGUAGCACUGGUGUUGUUUUCAAUAAUAUUUAUGAGCUCACGGGCCUUAUUUCUGAUGGGCAAUUCCUGUCUUUGGAAUCACUCAACCACAAUCAAAAGAUUUCAGCGGAUUCCCUGGUAAAGCGAGCAUAUGAGAAUUGGCAUCAAGUUGUGGAAUGUGAUGGCAAAGUCCUGAACUCCCUAGCUAGCAAUAAGAGUGGCAAAGGAGCCUCUCCUGCACCCAUAGUUGACAACAGCUACGAGAGAAAUCACUACAUAACAUCUGCUCAAAACAAGCAGCAGUUUAUCCUUUCUGAACCAAGUCCACAAUACCAAGUUUUAACUAACCACCCAUCAGUCCCUCAGUUGAUUGAAUUUCCAUUUGUUAGUUCUGAUCAGAAUGCAGUAAUGACCCUGAAUAAUCCACAAGAAGCAUUACCUGGCAGCAUGGAUUAUAUGUCAGUUGGAACUCCUUCAGGUGGGGGUACGUACUUUCCAGGAGAUUGGUCUCGGCCAAGGAAUGGGAAUGGAUUGGAAGACUUUUUUGCAGAAGAAAUACGGCUAAGGAGUUCAGAGAUGUUGGAGAGUGAUGACAUGCAGAGACUGCUAAAAACAUAUGGUAUGGGUGGGGUUGGGAUGGGACCUGGUUUUGGCCAUUCUGACGAGGCUUGUUACUCUUACAGCAUUCAAGCUUAUGAGCCUCAGAUGGAUCAAGGAUAUAAACAAGAACGUGGAAAGGGCUCAGGGAAGGCCGUUGUUGGAUGGCUUAAGCUGAAAGCAGCUCUACGUUGGGGGAUAUUCGUAAGGAAGAAAGCUGCAGAGAGAAGAGCUCAGCUUGUUGAGCUUGAUUAA